GGGCCCCCUGAGUGGGGCAUGCGGGUGGGCAGGCUGGGGCUCCCGCGGCGGCCCUGGGUGCCGGCCGCCGCCUUACCCUCCGGGAAGAGAUGGCGUCUGGGAACCAGAAACCAGCGGCGAGCUCGGUCCCUCCUCCGGUUUCACUUUCUCUUUGUCCCCGCUCCCCCUCCCACGACGUUCCCUUUGAAGUCGGGGGGCCGGGGCGGGGCGUGUCCCGCGCAGGCCCCCGCCCCCGCCCAGGGAGCGAGCCCGCCGCCCCCAGGCACCGACACGGGCGGCGUCCCCCGCAGCCCCGCCGCCGCUCCCCGAGGUGGGCCUGGGUGCCGGGUCCGGCGACACUGCGCGCGGGCGGCCCCCGGCCUGGAGCGCGGGGCCCGGGACGCCAGAGCACUGGAGCUGAGGAUGGCUGUGGGUAGUGGUGGUGGGGCAAGCUCAGCCCCGCCUCUGGCACCGUGGUUGCCCAGCACCCGCUCCCAGCCUUCCCCUAGCCAGGAACGGGACACCUUCUGGACCCGGCAGAGCGUCUCCCACCUCCCUGAGCUGGGUUCCCAGACCACACACCCUCUCUUCUGCUUUGAGCUAUUGCUGCCUCAAGGAGCCAGGUGGGGAGAGGGCUUGGUCCCCAGGGCCCCAAUUCCAGCCAUCUCCUGCUUGCUUCCAGCCUCCCCCAAAACUGGCCCCCUUGCUGACUGCUACCCAUGUCCAGCUGGAGGCCCUGGCCAUGGGGAGGGACAAGGUCGGAGGGAUUAAGGGUUGGAGUGACAGAGGAUCCCCCUCUGCCCACUCCCGUCCUGGCACAGACUGAGACUCAGAUCCCAGACCUGCUGCCGAUCGGCCAGUGGUCUCGGCAAGCCGCUCACCCCUCAGCGUGCCGGUCUCUUCCUCCUGCAGAGAGGAGGUGCUGCCCACCUCAUGGGGCCCACCCCCCAGAGGGCCGGCGUGGGGCUGACCCGGCACUUGCCUGCGACAGCGGUGCCUCGCGGGGGCGGGUGGGUGUGGGGAGGGCCCGCUCGCCCAGGUGGCAGUGCGGGAUCUCACACAGGCCCCCUCGGCAACACGGGGCCUCUGGGAGGGCAGGUACCUCCUCCUCUACAGUGACAAGCCCUGUCCUCCUGACCACCCUCACUCCCAGCCCCUCCUCCCCACCCCUGCCUCUGCAGAGGAUGUUAGGGUCCCCAGUAUCCAAUCUCUGGCGACAGAAGGCCCAAGUGUUAGAGACUUAUGGCUUCCUGGGCUGCCACCACGGGGCUCUGCCCAUGGUGAGGUGAGCAGAAGAGGCCGCUGUGACCUUCCACCUGCCCUUGGAGGACACUGACUGCUCUCUGCUUCCCUGUCCCCCUGCAUAGAGGAGCUGGGCCACCGUGGUGCUGAGCCCGCUCUGCCUGUGCGGAUGGAGGGCGACCCCAGGCAUGGCGGAGCAUCCCUGGUGGAGGCUGACAGACUCAGUGAGGUUCACCUGGGCAUUCUUGGUCUUGUCACGGAACCCCCCUCUGUCCUGGGCACACUGGGACAGCUGGUCAUCCUUUCCUGGACCAACUCGGAGAACUUGCUACCCUGGCUCCUUGGACCACUUAGUAGCUUGUCUUUUCCACAAGAAAAAUAAACCUGUUUUUUUUAA
Messenger RNA from Manis javanica (Malayan pangolin), 1618 nucleotides. NCBI's taxonomy places the organism in Eukaryota, Metazoa, Chordata, Mammalia, Pholidota, Manidae. The record is from RefSeq and is a predicted model, not a curated record.